This is a messenger RNA of Aaosphaeria arxii CBS 175.79, 1536 nucleotides long. RefSeq lists its product as uncharacterized. Lineage: Eukaryota; Fungi; Ascomycota; Dothideomycetes; Pleosporales. The coding region runs from base 201 to 1379 and encodes 392 amino acids. The transcript is spliced from 2 exons. The record is from RefSeq and is a predicted model, not a curated record.
GACUUGGCCGGAGCCCGCCUAUCGUUACAUGUGUCGAAAAUCAGCUCUGUUUCUAUCGGAGAGGCCUCUUCUCGAAAGUUUGCGCCAUGGACCAGUGAUGGUUAUAAAGACUGGUCGUGAACAUCAAACGAAUAGCAUCGAGCAACUCACAUUCGCUUUACAUUCACUCGUUUACAAACGCUCUUUCAGCCUUCGUUAGAAUGAUCGCCCCUACCGUUCUCGCUGCUCUUCUGGCAGCUGUCCCUUCAGUCCUCGCCCAGGCAGUUCCGGACAUCCCAGAUGUGACUUCUUCCUUCACCCGCUGCACCACUCGCUUUGGCUAUCAACCUCUCCCAACUGGCACGGCCGGCGUGCCAACCUGGUACGCAUACACGACGACCACCCAUGUCGCCGUUCUCACGUACACCACUCGUGAUACGGUCACCUCGACCCCUGAUGCGACGACCUUCACCAAUGUCGCGACCACUACUCAGGUCGUGACCAGCAUCACAACGUCGACCCCGCCCGCAACCACCAUCCCGACUCCUGCAGGCUUCCUUCCUCUCGUGUUGUUCUCCAUGCCAGAACCCACCGCCGUCUCUCGCGUCAAGCGUCUCCAGUUGGUCGACGAUGUUGCUAAGCGACAGACUCCAGCGGGCUACACCGGUGGUUACAUCAUCAACCCAGACGGCACAACAUCCAGCCUCAACCGCGUGUAUCCUCACCGUGUUCUCUGUCAGGUUCGCGUUACCGUCAACACCACGGAUAUCAUCGUGGAGACUGCCGCUCCAACCACUAUUGUCCUUCCAGUCUCCACUGAUCUCGUCCAGUCCACCAGCACAGUCAUCACCACGACUACGAUCACCGAGGUCGUGGCUACGCCCUCUGUCUAUGCUGCCUGUGCCGCAAACAACGUUGUGGACCACAUAACCGACCGCGACGGCAACAGGAUGAACUUCGACCGCAUCGCCUUCCGCCCAGCCCAGGGAUUCCCCAUCGAGAACGAGCUCGUCACCAACACGGUCAAUGCCGUGAACUGCUGCAUCGCCUGCCAGAACUCCCCCAACUGCGCUGGAUCCUUCUUCGUCCCCUCGCGCCAGGAGUGCCACCUCCGCUUCACCGUCGCCCCUGUCUUGAACGCCACCUCCCCCUUGAUCCCAGGCGGCAACGUCACCCUCGGCAAUGUCGUCGGCCCUACCGGCACCGCCAUUCUGCCAACUGGCACCUCCCUCACGGUGCAGACCCAAGUCCCCGCCAGCUGCGCCAAGGGCAGCGACACCCUCUACUUGGGUACCAUCCGCGGCAAAAGCGAGCGGGACUUCCCCAGGAGGUUUGCCCUCGCCUUCUCCAACGGCCCCUGCGGCCGCAUGUCGGUCAGCCCCAUCCGCGUCCGACAGUAAGCAUGUACAUGUCUGGAGAAAGAAAACAAGCUAUCGUGAAGAUUGUAAAACAGCGCGCGCGCGAGGGGGUUGGAUUAGCUCGGUUUGUAUUUGCAGAUAUUUCGGAGUCGUGAUCAUUCCUUCUUUUUUUCCCCUUUUUUUUUCAACAAUGCCGACG